This is a messenger RNA of Trichosurus vulpecula (common brushtail), 1333 nucleotides long. It is a transcript of the gene NR6A1, whose product is annotated as nuclear receptor subfamily 6 group A member 1. Lineage: Eukaryota; Metazoa; Chordata; Mammalia; Diprotodontia; Phalangeridae. Gene Ontology annotation, molecular function: sequence-specific DNA binding; DNA-binding transcription factor activity; zinc ion binding. The record is from RefSeq and is a predicted model, not a curated record. Gene Ontology annotation, biological process: regulation of DNA-templated transcription. The transcript has 9 exons. The coding region runs from base 29 to 1333 and encodes 434 amino acids.
CUUCUCAGCAAACUCGGAGAAGCAUGAAAUGGAUACAUGGGAAGUUUCUGUUCCAGAUGAUCGAGCUGAACAGCGAACCUGCCUUAUCUGUGGAGACAGAGCUACAGGAUUGCACUAUGGUAUCAUUUCCUGUGAAGGCUGCAAAGGGUUUUUCAAGAGGAGCAUUUGUAAUAAGCGGGUAUACAGAUGCAGUCGGGACAAGAAUUGUGUCAUGUCCCGGAAACAGCGGAAUCGAUGUCAGUAUUGCCGCCUGCUCAAGUGCCUGCAGAUGGGGAUGAACAGGAAAGCAAUCAGAGAAGAUGGCAUGCCAGGGGGCAGGAACAAAAGCAUCGGGCCUGUCCAGAUAUCAGAGGAAGAGAUUGAAAGAAUUAUGUCUGGGCAAGAAUUUGAGGAAGAGGCAAACCACUGGAGCACCAAUGGAGACAGUGACCACAGUUCCCCUGGCAAUGGAGUUUCUGAAAGCAACCAACCUUCACCAGUUUCUACGCUGUCCUCAAGUAGGUCUGUGGAGCUGAAUGGAUUCACUGCCUUCAUGGGUACCCCAGUACCCCCACACUACCAGUAUAUACCGCACCUUUUUAGCUAUUCAGCUCACUCGCCUCUGCUGCCUCCCCAAGCCCGGAGCCUGGACCCCCAGUCCCACAGCCUGAUCCAUCAGUUGGUGCUUGCUGAGGACCUGGAGCCCCUUGGCACACCCAUGUUGAUUGAAGACGGGUACACUGUGACUCAGGCUGAGCUGUUUGCGCUGCUGUGCCGCCUGGCAGAUGAGCUGCUGUUCAGGCAGAUUGCUUGGAUCAAGAAGCUGCCGUUCUUCUGUGAGCUCUCAAUCAAGGACUAUACCUGCCUCCUGAGCUCCACAUGGCAGGAGCUCAUUCUGCUGUCAUCCCUCACCGUGUACAGCAAGCACAUCUUUGGGGAGCUGGCAGAUGUGACCUCCAAGUACUCACCCUCUGAUGAGGAGCUGCACAGAUUUAGUGAAGAAGGGAUGGAGGUGAUGGAGCGACUUAUCUACCUGUAUCGCAAGUUUCACCAGCUGAAGGUCAGCAAUGAGGAGUAUGCUUGCAUGAAAGCCAUCAACUUCCUCAAUCAAGAUAUCAGGGGCCUGACAAAUGCCUCACAGCUGGAGCAGUUGAACAAGAGGUAUUGGUAUAUUUGCCAGGAUUUCACCGAGUAUAAGUACCCUCAUCAGCCAAAUCGUUUUCCUGAUCUAAUGAUGUGUUUACCAGAGAUCCGAUAUAUCGCAGGAAAGAUGGUGAAUGUGCCGCUGGAGCAGCUGCCGCUGCUGUUUAAAGCUGUUCUGCACUCCUGCAAGACUAGUGGGAUCAAGGAAUAA